Molecule: messenger RNA, 3196 nt
Organism: Uranotaenia lowii
Lineage: Eukaryota; Metazoa; Arthropoda; Insecta; Diptera; Culicidae
Gene: TBC1D23
Product: TBC1 domain family member 23
Exons: 4
Coding region: 344-2488 (714 amino acids)
Biological process (GO): retrograde transport, endosome to Golgi
Cellular component (GO): trans-Golgi network
Source: RefSeq, a predicted model, not a curated record
CGGACUGUCAAAGUCAAAAAGCUUUCGUCGUCGGAAAAGUCAAUAAUAAAAAUUUCGCGAAGAGCUGGCACGAAUAGAGAAAAUUCUCCACGACUUCUCCGCGCCGAGCCAAUGUGAUUAUUCCAGGUAGAUUGGUGUUGAUUGUCCUUGGUUUUGAUACGAGUAAAAAAAGAUGAUUUUCUUUUACUGGUGAUUAGAAAAUCGGAAACUUCAACACACAGCUGUUAAAAAAUUUCGUCAGCAGAAACUGCGUCAGCGACCAUUCGCUGGCCUCGAGGAUCAAUUUUUGGUUGAUUGGUAAAUUCUGGGUGGUUAAAGAAUUGAGAGGGCUUUUUCCUUAAGAAUGGAUGACAAUUACUGGUUGAUUGAGCUGGAAUCGGCUCUGCUGGAUGAUUGUACUGUGGAUGACAUUUAUGCGAUCUGCCAAGGAAAAUCGAUACCAGAUGCUUUGCGGCCGGAUGUGUGGCAAGUUUGUUUGGAUGUUAAAACCAAAAUUGAUCAGCUGGCUCAGUUCAACGAGAUAUUCGACCUUCCUUUUCAAUCGAAAUUAAGGCAGGAUUGUCAUCGGUUUGUGGAGAAAUUGGGUAACGAGGAAGAAGAUAGAGUGGCCGUGGUUGCCGAUCUGGAAUCGAUUCUGACUUUCUAUUGUAAGAAUAGAAAUUUGGUUUACGAAUCUAAUAACGGAUGGAUUGAAUUGCUGCUACCGUUGCUGUCUUUAAAAUUGAUGCGGUCAGAGACUUACAAUCUGUUUGAAGCCAUCCGGGACACGUAUAUUCCAAAGGGUUGCGUCAAGAAUGGGAAUGUGUUUCACAUUUUCAGACUGCUUCUGCAGUACCAUGAUCCGGAAUUGUGUUCGAUCUUGGACACGAAACGAGUUACACCGGAUACUUAUGCUAUGAGUUGGUUCCAAACGCUCUUUGCUUCUACGUGUACCUUGGAAGUUGUGUUGGCCAUGUGGGACCUGUAUUUGCAGCAGUCGGAUCCUUUCUUGAUUUUCUUCCUCAGUUUAAUCAUGCUGAUCAACGGUCGAGAGCAAAUUCUCACGAUGAAGAGUAGCACCAAAGACGAGUUGAUCGGUUUCCUAGUCAACAUGCCCUGCGAAAUUGAGGCGAACGAUGUGAUGGAUUUUUGCUCCUUGGCUCAGUACUAUUCACUGAAAACACCAACUUCUUUCAAGCGAGAUUUGCUCCAGAUUCUGUUUGGCGUUCAAAGCAGUGAAGCAGAGAAAAACGUCGUUUCCCAAGCACUUUGUCUUCCCGUUUCGGUGAAUGAGUUGAUAGAGAACGCCUCAAGUGAAUCGAACAGCCAUCCGGAUGCCGUUCGCUUCUUCCUGGUUGAUUGUCGUCCAGCUGGCCAAUACAAUUCUGGUCACUUGUCAACAGCAUUCCAUUUGGAUUCCAAUCUAAUGUUACAAGAACCGGUGGCAUUCCAAACGGCAGUCCAGGGAUUGUUGCGAUCUCAGAAAAAUGCAAUAGAAGCCAAUUCGAACGCAGGCGGAGAACAUCUUUGCUUCCUGAGCUCUGGACGGCAGGAAGAAGAUCAGUACACCCAUAUGGUUGUUGCGUCUUUCCUGCAGAAGAACACCAAAUACGUUUCACUGCUGACCGGCGGCUACGAAGCCAUCCACGAGUACUUUGGGGAAAACAUGAUCGACUGCCUGGAAGAUCACGACCCGUUGAAAUGUUUGGUGUGCAACAAAGACCAACUGCAGUACGGAAAAGCGCCACUGAACAAUAAUGCACUCUUCGCGAAUACAGGAAGCUUGAAACGACAAGAAAACCAUAGAAACAACAAUGGCGCGGAUCAGCCAAAUGCCGAACGUAAACCCACAAUCGAUUUGUUUUCCAAAUUUUCGUCGGCGGUCAAAAGCAAAUCUGCGGAAGUUAAAGGCAAACUUUUCGACUACAUCUCCAAUCCGAACGGUCCCAAUGGGCCUGCGGUCACCGAAAAACACGUCUCCCGCACAGAACGCAACGGCAAACGUUACCGGAAUGUCCAGCCGGUCUUCAGCAUCGGCGAAGACCAGGAAGAUGACGACUAUCAUAAUUCAUCCUCCCUGGAUCAGAACCAGUUCCACAAUGAUCCUUCAUCGAAUCCUCGCUCCCAGAUGCAAUCCAACAACCACCAGUCGGAAGAUCUCGUAUCAAUCCAAGCCUACCUCAAAGCGCCCGACAUAAUUCGUCACUUCAAGUGCCAAGAAGUCCACCUCAAUGGGUACAUGUUCGAGAGUUACCUGCUGGUGACGGCCUCGCACAUGAUUGUCCUGCGGGAGCUGGACCAGAAAGAUAAAGCCCGGGUGAUCGUCCGGAGACCGUUGAACAGUAUUGUCAAAAUUACAGCCAAGAAGCGUCACCGGGACCUCAUCACGUUCAAGUACGGCUACACCGAAGACGAGAACCUGGUCAUCACCGAUAUGGACCGAUUUCUGAUACCGAACGCAAGUGAGGCGACCGAACUCAUUUCGAAGCACAUCAUCAAACAGACGUAAAUUCUUGCAAGUCUAUGUUUUGAGCAGCGGUAAAAAAUAGCAACGCACUUUUUAAAUGUAGUAGACAACUUUUUAGUGAAAUCAAAAUUAACUUUUUAUUAAUCCAUGAAUACAAAGAAGCGAUAUCAACGGUUUGCUUCCCUGAGGGCAAUUUCUGCAGAAUUUUAUAGCGUUUUAUUUUAGCAUCCUUGAGUAGCUGGAUUUAGAUUUUAUUUUAUGUCGUUACGACCCAGUUUAAGUUUUUCAAUGUUUACCACAAUCCAAAACCCCUUCUCAGCCUGAAGCGGAUGUACUCUAAUUUAUAGUUUUACUGUUAGUAUCAGCAGUGUGAUGCAUAUAUGUUGUAAACAAAUCGAUUUAGUAGUAAAAUGAUUUUAUGUUAUUCACAACAUUUUAGAUACUUUGCUAGGAUCAUAGUGAGCGACGUAAAUAUAUAUAAAAUUAAAAAAAAGAACCCUAUAGUUAUAAAAGGAUGCAGAAAAAUUACCAUUUGGUGUCCACAUUUCCUAUUGCAGCUCCUUUCUGUGUAAAGUUUCGUAUAAAUUUCGUCAACUUUACCAAAAGUUCAAUUAGAUACCAUAUUGAUUUAAAAGCUCUGAAAAACUACCUGAAUCACAAUGAAAAUAAACACAUUGUUCCAACAAAAUUCAACCAACAGAUGUCAACUGUAUAAAAUUUGAAAUAAACCUGUAAAACCAUCACUAAACA